Messenger RNA from Encephalitozoon intestinalis ATCC 50506, 555 nucleotides. Its product is annotated as recoverin-like calcium-binding protein. The coding region runs from base 1 to 555 and encodes 184 amino acids. The record is from RefSeq and is a predicted model, not a curated record. Lineage: Eukaryota; Fungi; Microsporidia; Unikaryonidae. The transcript has a single exon. Gene Ontology annotation, molecular function: calcium ion binding.
AUGGGAUCAGGUGCCAGCACAAUCCCAGGCGAUACAGAAGAAGAUGCCAGACAAUUCUCCCACUUCCCCUCAAAAGAUAUCCAGGAAUGGUCUUCCUCGUUCAGAUCAGAAUAUCCUGGCGGGCUUAUGACACCGAAGGAUUUGGAGGAAAUCUUCAGGAGUUUUUUCCCCUUUGGAUCUCCCACAAACUUCUCUAGGAGGCUUUUCGAAACAAUCAACAUAGGCCAGACCACAGCCAUCGAUUUUCACGAACUUCUGAUUGCAUACAGUAUACUGAUAAAGGGAAGCGACCAUGAAAAACUACGGUGGAUAUUUAGGUUUUAUGACAAGGACAAUGAUGGUCUUGUAUCUAAGGAAGAAAUGGUCGAGGUUGUCCAGUAUCUAGCAGAUAUGACAUCGCACACCCUCGAUGUCUCCAUAGAUUCAGAAGGAAUAGUAGAGGAGAUAUUCACUUCUGUUGGAGGUUCCAAGAGCUUCCUUACCUUCGAGGACUUCAAGGCACUUUCAACAAAGAAUGAAAAGCUAUUUAAGAUGCUAACCCCAUUCUCCGAAUAA